UCCCAUCCCUCUCUCUCUCAAACCCUAACAAUAACAAUUCAUAUUUUCAACCCUAAGAAGACUAGCUUCCAUUCACGGCAAGUCUCCAGCUGAAAAUGGAGCAAGAAAAAAUCGAGUCAUCGAGUGCAGAAAAUGAUCAGAACAAGCAGCCCAGCAGCGGCAGGUCAUACGACUGCGCCUUCUGCAAGCGCGGAUUCACAAACGCGCAAGCCCUAGGCGGCCACAUGAACAUUCACAGGAAGGACAAGGCCAAGAAGAAGAAGAAGAAUCAAGAAGUCAUACAGAGCUUCAGCUCCGGUUAUGCUGGGCGGCAUGUCAACUGUCAAGUUUACAUGCCCCCACCAAACCCUGGCCUCCAAACGGGAAAUUACGAGUACUGUUUCUUUCCUGUUUGGAGGCCUGAUAAUUUGCCGGAUCAUAUUGAUGGGCCUCGGAGUCUGAUGCACGUUGAAGAUGAAGACGAAGAAGAAGUCGAUUUAGAGCUUCGUCUCGGUCGAUUAUUGUGAUCAAAUUUGGUGGAAAAGAUUGCAGAAAUGUGAGUUGAUAUAUAUAUAUAUAAAUAUGUAGAAUAACUUUAUUUUUAUUUAAGUUUUUGUUGCUGAGGCAUUUGAAUGAAUUCUUGAUUAAUUUUAGGUUUAGAUAUAUAUAAAUAUACACAUUUGUUUGAUUUAUAGUUGAUCAGUGAUUGAUUCAUUUACAAA
Messenger RNA from Salvia miltiorrhiza (redroot sage), 701 nucleotides. RefSeq names its product zinc finger protein 6-like. Bases 96 to 506 code for a protein of 136 amino acids. The record is from RefSeq and is a predicted model, not a curated record. The transcript has a single exon. NCBI's taxonomy places the organism in Eukaryota, Viridiplantae, Streptophyta, Magnoliopsida, Lamiales, Lamiaceae.